Adineta ricciae is the source of this 2370-nucleotide messenger RNA. NCBI's taxonomy places the organism in Eukaryota, Metazoa, Rotifera, Eurotatoria, Adinetida, Adinetidae. The record is from the annotation of a GenBank genome assembly.
AUGACGACGACUACUGCGUUCUCCAGUAGAAAUCUCUCUGCGAAAGCUGAUCUGCAUAAACAGCUUGAGUCCUAUUGUCUUGUUUGGCUUGACGCAAGUGUCCAUGAAAACGCCGAAAUCGAAGAUAAACUGCGUUGUGUGAUAGAUCAACUUGAAAAAUUUGACAACGCUAAAGAAUGUCAAGAAUACAUCGAACAAAGGUCUCGAACUGAUCGCAUCAUACUUAUCGUCAGUGGUCAAUUCGGCAAACAACUAAUCCCGAUAAUUCACAAACUCCGACAAGUUCUUUCCGUCUAUGUCUAUUGUAUCGACCAAACAAAUCACGAGCAAUGGGCUAACCAAUACUCUAAAAUCAAAGGUGUUUUCACCAAACUCUGUGAUCUGCUUUCACGCAUUGCAUCGGAUCAUAAUAUACAGAAGAAGAUCGAAGAUCCACUACCGAUUUGCAUUUUCAAUUUCGACACGAAUGUUGAUCAAAGCAUAACCAUCGGUAACGAUCAAUUCGUUUUCAUUCAAACAUAUCUCGAUUUAUUGCUACGACUAAACUCCAACGAAAAUGAUCGAAUCGAAUUAAUCAAUCGUCUAAGAAAACAAUUCAAAGAUAAUCCAACCGAAUUAAAUCACAUCUUCGAAUUCGAACAAAGUUAUUCACCCGAUCAAGCAUUGCAAUGGUAUACAAAGAAAACAUUUUUCUAUAAAACUUUGAAUGCAGCAUUGCGGCACGAGAACCUACAUAUGAUAUUUCUAUACCGUUCGUAUAUCUUGGAUAUCUAUCGUCAGUUAGAAGACAAUCAAGUCCAACACAUUCUCAAAGUUUAUCGUGGACAAAUGAUAACGAAACAUGAAUUGGAAAUUUUACGAAAGUCCAUCGAUCAGUUUAUUUGUGUCAAUUCAUUUUUUUCAACAAGUCGUUUGUAUAACGAAGCAUUUGCAUUUCUUCGUUCGUCGACUAAUCUCGAACGAGUAAUGUUCGAGAUCGAAGCUGAUCCGAUGAGAGACGGUAUCAAAGUAUUCGCUGAUAUUCGUAAAUAUAGUGUUUAUGCAAAGGAAGCGGAAGUGCUGUUCAUGAUUGGUUCAGUAUUUCGAGUGAAAAGCGUUAUUCGUAAUCACGAGGAUAAUAAAUGGUUGAUUAAAUUGAACUUGUCCAAUGAAGAAGAAUAUGAUCCGAAGGGCAUUUAUAAGAAAAUGAAACAGAAGAAUUCCAAAGGAGAAAUCGACCUUCGAACUGUUGCACAAUUCUUGUUGAAAAAUGGAAAAGUCGAUUUAGCAAAGAAGUACUUUAUUCGGUCAAUCAACGAAGCGUCAAUUGAUGAUCCACAAUGCGCCGAUUUAUAUGAUGAUCUUAGUCGACUUGCAUCGAAAGCAUGUGACUAUGAUAAGAGUUUUCAGUAUUUACGAAAAUCGAUUAAAUGUAAACAGCAGACGAACGCUUCAACGGCAGGAAAAUCACUCAAAUCGACGAAACAGCUGAAAUGGAAACCAAAUGGAAUCAACAUUACUGGUGAGAGUAAAGUUGGAGUUGCACUUUCGCAUCCGUUUGGAAUUUUCGUCACUAAACUCAAAAGCGUUUAUAUCGCUGAUUGGGGUAAUGACCGUAUUGUUCGAUGGAAAUGUGGUUCGACCCUUGGUGAAAUCGUCGUCGCCGGAAAUGGUUUUGGAAAUCGACUCGAUCAGUUGUCGAAUGUCACAGAUUUAGUUGUAGAUGAAAAAACUAGUUCGUAUAUCAUUUGUGAUCGAGGGAACAAAAGAGUCGUACGAUGGUUUGAUCGUAGUGAAACAAAUCAACAAAUUGUUCUUAAUAAUAUUGCUUGCUAUGGUAUCUGUAUGGAUAGCAAAGGAUUUAUCUACGUUUCCGAUACAGAAAAACAUGAAGUUAAACGAUGGAAAGAAGGUGAAAAAGAAGGCAUUGUUGUCGCAGGUGGGAACGAGAAAGGCAACGAACUGAAGCAACUUAAUUGUCCGACUUUUGUAUUUGUUGAUGAUGAUGCCAGUUUGUAUAUAUCAGAUCGCGACAAUCAUCGCGUGGUGAAAUGGGUGCAAGAUGCGAGCGAAGGCAUUGUUGUAGCUGGUGGUAACGAUUGUGGAAAAGAUUUGAAACAAUUAUGUUUUCCCGAAGGGAUAGUUGUUGAUGCAUUAGGCCAUGUCUAUGUCUCAGAUUAUGGUAAUAAUCGUGUGGUACGCUGGUGUGAAGGUGAUAAGAAUGGUUCGAUUAUUGUUAAUGGUACUGGUGUUGAAAGGGACGCAAACCAGUUUUAUCAUCCGUCUGGUCUAUCACUGGACAACGAAAAUAAUCUGUAUGUUGUCGAUCAAUUUAACAAUCGAGUACAAAAAUAUGAACUUGAUCUUGAAGAUAUUUGUACAACAAAUUGA